Molecule: messenger RNA, 2931 nt
Organism: Paramecium tetraurelia
Lineage: Eukaryota; Ciliophora; Oligohymenophorea; Peniculida; Parameciidae
Exons: 1
Biological process (GO): microtubule-based movement
Cellular component (GO): dynein complex
Molecular function (GO): dynein intermediate chain binding; dynein light intermediate chain binding; minus-end-directed microtubule motor activity
Source: RefSeq, a predicted model, not a curated record
AUGCCUACUGUCGAUUCAUUCAGAGCUGAAAUGAUCUUAUCAUACAUUCUUAAUCAACCAAAGGCAUCCCCAUAACCACCAGUCAGUUGCAGUUAUGUUAUCUUAGUGGGAGGUAGUGGUACAGCCAAAACAUCAAGUGUGCUUAUGUAUGCCAACAAAUUCAACAAAGAAAAGAUGUUGUUCAAGAGAAUCAACUUUUCAUCUGCUACUCUACCUAGUCACUUCUAGGCUGCUAUUGAAGCUGAAUGUGAUUUCAAAAUAGGUAAAGAUUUUGCUCCUCCUCAAAAUAAAAACAUGACUGUAUUCAUUGAUGAUCUUUCUAUGCCUUUUGUAAAUAAGUGGGGAGAUUAAGUCACCUUGGAAAUAGUUAGACAACUCAUCGAUUAGGGUGGUUUCUAUAUGUUAGACAAAGCCUAAAGAGGUAACUUCAGAGGUAUCAAAAACCUUACAUACAUCGGAGCCAUGUAACAUCCAGGAGGUGGUAGAAAUGAUAUCCCUAACAGAUUGAAGAGAUAAGCAGUCAUUUUCAAUAUGAUUUUGCCACUCUCAGUUGAAGGCAUUUAUGGUCCCAUCAUCAAACAUUAAUUCAAGGCUAAAUACUUCUCAGCUGAUGUCAAUAGAGCUAUUGAUACAUUAACUGGUGCAACCAUUUAAAUUUGGAAUAAAGUCAAAGCAACUAUGUUACCAACACCAGCCAAAUUCCAUUAUGUGUUCAAUAUGAGAGAUCUAUCCCGUGUCUUCAAGGGUAUCUUAUCAGUAAGAAAGGAAACAAUAAACACUGCUGCUUAAGUUGGACCAAUGAAAUCAGAUGUAUUUUUAGUUGGAUUGUGGAUGCAUGAAUGUGAAAGAGUCUUUGUAGAUAAAAUGACUAAUCAAAAGGAUAAGGAUCAAGUAUGUAAUUACAUUAAGGAUAUUGCUUUGGAUCUAUAUAACCAUUUAGAUAGUGAAAUCUAAGAUAAAUACAGCAAGGAGAAGUUAUUCUUGAUGUGCGAUUUCUUGAAGGAAGAUAUAAAGAAUGAAGAUGGAUUAGUUGAAGUUGAAGCUGAAAAGAUUUAUGAGGGAGUCAAUUCUAUUGACAGAUUAAGAUUAAGAUGUAAUAGUCUUUUACAAGAUUACAAUGAUAAAUACCCAGCAAAGAAGAUGAGUCUAGUGCUUUUCGACGAUGCUAUCAAACAUUUGUUGCGUAUUUCAAGAUUAAUUAAAUAACCAAGAUCCAAUGCUUUAUUAGUAGGAGUUGGUGGUUCAGGUAAAUAAUCCUUGACAAGAUUGGAUGCUGAUAUCUUGAAGAACGUAUGCUAUUAAAUUAUUUUGACUAAAAAUUUCAGUGAGAAAGACUUGAAAGAAGAAAUUAAGAAAUUGUUUGAUUGGGCUGGCCAUCUUGGUAAAUAGGUUACGUUUAUAUUGACAGAUAGUGAAGUGAAGAAAGAGGAAUUCUUAGAAUAUAUCAAUAUGAUCUUAUCAACAGGAGAAGUGGCUGGUUUAUUGGCUAAGGAUGAAAAGGAAGUUUGGUUGGCUGAUGUCAGAAAUGAUUAUGUCAAAGAGAAACAAUUGGGUAAUAUUGAUCCUCCUUAGAGUGACUUAUAUGCCUAUUUGGUUGAUAGAAUAAGAGAUAAUUUGCAUAUUAUUUUGUGCUUCUCACCAGUAGGUUAGAAAUUCAGAGACAGAUCUCGUAAAUUCCCAGCUUUAUUCAAUGAAUGUACAAUUGAUUGGUUCUUGCCAUGGCCUGAAGCUGCUUUGGUUAGUGUUGCUGAAACAUUCAUCAAGAAUUUCAAAGAAUUAGACACAACUAAUGACAUCAAGGAAGAAUUGAUGAAACAUAUGGGUAAUGUACAUAUCAUGGUUAAUUCUGUUUGUGAACUUUACUUCCAAAAGAUGAGAAGACAAGUUUAUGUUACACCAAAGAGUUAUCUUUCUUAUUUGAAUUCUUAUAAGGAAUUGUAUUUGAAAAAAUAUGCUGAAUUAGAUCUUCAAGAAAAUUCAUAUAAGAUUGGUUUGAAUAAGAUUAAUGAAGCAGCUAAACAAAUAGAAAAGAUGGGUGUGGCUUUGAGAGAAGAAGAAGCUUAAUUAAAGGAAGCAUCAGAAAAGACUGAAAAAUUAUUAGAAGACUUGGAAAAAGAAAGCAAGAAGGCCAAUUAAAAGAAUGAUGAAGUCGAGGCUACCACUGCUUAAUGUAUGAAAUAAGCAUAGAUGAUUGCAAGUGAAAAAUAAGCUGCCGAGAAAGAUUUGGCUGCUGCUAUGCCUGCUCUCAUAAGAGCUUAAGAAGCCGUCGAUUCUUUGGAUAAGAAGGAUAUUGAUGAAAUGAAGGCCAUGAAGACUUUGAUGGACAUUAUGAAAGCCAUUAUAGACUCAAUUGUUGUAUAUUUCAUGGGUAAAUUAUUGCCAGUUCAAUCAUUCACUGUGAAGAUCAGUAAGGUCGAUUAUCAAUUCUUGAAAGAUUCAUUUGAUGAAGGUGGUAAAUCAGUUCUUUUUGAUAUGAACUUCUUAAACAAAUUGAAGGGAUUUGAGAAAGAUGGUAUUAAUGAAGAGACUAUCGAAUUAUUGUAACCAUACAUGUCAUAAGAAUGGUUUAGUGAAGAAAAGGCCCAGAGUGCUUCAAAGGCAGCUUAAGGUCUAUUGAAGUGGGUUAAGGCUAUUUAUGAAUAUCAUGAGAAGUCAAAGAUCGUUAAACCCAAGAAGGUCUAUUUGUAAAUCUAAGAGGGUCGUCUUGAGAUGGCAAGAAAAGAAUUGGCAAAAGCUGAAAAAGAUUUGAAUGAAAUCAAGGAAUAUUUGGCUAAAUUGAAGGAGACAUUCAACAAGUAAAUGGAAGAGAAAUCAUUUUUGGAACAGAAAUCAAAUAAAACUAAAAAGAGAAUUACUACAGCUAGAUAAUUGAUUGAAUCACUUUCAGAUGAAAAGGCUAGAUGGGGAUAAGGAGCCACAGAAAAUAGCUGA